UUCAAUUCAGAAAACUAAAUCAAGGUUUAAACAAUAUAUAAAUUAAAUAAAAUUGAAUUAUAUCUACCUAUGUACCUAACGUAACUUCAAAUCUUUAAAGAGGCCUCAACCAAUCAAUCAACUCUAGCAAAAAGGAUCAUGGCAAAGAAAACCUCAAGUUCCAAGUCCUCUAAACUGCCACCUCGUACCUCAAAAUUAGCAGCAGCAACAGCAGAGGAGGCAAUGCCAACUGAGCAACCAGCGCUGGAAGAGCAAACCUCAAUAGAAGAAACCAAAGCCCAGCAAAGGCUCUUAAACAUCUUCGGCGACACAUUCAAAGAUGUUCUCGGCGCUGACGACUUCAACACCGUCCUUCAAAGAGUGAAACAGGCAUUAUUCAACCGAGACUUUGAAGCAGCAUUCGGCAGUGAACAAUUCCUCGAAGUAUACGCAGCACGGUGGAGUCCAGCCCGUGCGCUUUGCUAUAGCAGAGUAUUUAACCAAAUCACCGGCGAUCUGGAGCCGCUUUUGCUCACCGCUGCUGCCGGUGAUACGGGGGAUGCGUAUAAUGACGAAGCUGAGCGGGGACGAGCUUCACCGACUGUAGAUGCGGGUGAAGAGGAGUGGGAGGAAUCGACAAAAAAGCAUGCUACCACCGAUAAUACUCUAAAAGUGUUUGCGAUUGGAGGGGGCGCCGCUGAGAUCGUAGCUUUUGGCGAGUAUCUUCGUGGUGCUACGUCUAAUGUUGCCGGAGAUAUUACACUUUUGGAUGUCGGUCCGUGGGGUGAAGUCGUAGAAAAACUACACACAGGCCUCACAACUCCGCCCGUACUAUCUAAAUAUGCGAGUGCUGCGGCCAAGGCAGCUAAUGCUGCUCUGGUUGAGCCAGCGACACGUUUACGAUCAACAUUCAUGCAGCAAGACAUUCUACAGCUCGAUAGCGAUAGUUUAUCGAAUUUUCUAGGAAAGACGCCCGUGAUUAUCACCAUGCUGUUCACGCUCAACGAACUAUACACAUCCGGCGGUAUCAAGCUGACAACAGCUUUCCUACGAAAUCUAAGCGUUGCCAUUCCGACCAGCUCUCUACUUCUAGUAGUCGACAGUCCAGGCAGCUACUCAGAGGCUGCCGUCGGCAAGGAAGCCAAGAAAUAUCCUAUGCAAUGGCUACUCGACCACACGCUACUCCAAACUGAUAAAUUGCCAUCCGAAGGCUGCACAUGGGAGAAAUUGAAAUCACACGACUCGAUCUGGUUCCGCCUUGGUGAAGGACUACGGUAUCCUAUUGCUCUACAGGAUAUGCGUUAUCAAAUGCACCUCUACUGCGCCAACCCCCGGCCUUCCGAUUGAAGCAUCCAACCGCCGGACUACUGAAUUUUAUAUAUUAUAUACACCUGACCAACAAGCAACACUCAGUCCGCCUACGCCCAAACCAGCUUCUUUAUGCUAUGACCCCACUGCUCAAGAAUCCCCGUGCUCCUCUUCGCCUCAGCGAGAGAAAUGAUAUCGCCUCUUUCGAUAAGGCUCUUUUUCUGUUCCGAGUCUUCCGGAACGGUUUGAUUGAGCUGAACUAAACGCUCGAUUUCUGUGGCGAUGACGUUGAUCUGCUCGUUCUCUGUCAUUCUUUUCACGUCUUUCGCGUCCGAUACAGCUGUUCUGGAAUGCAGUGCUUUAAGAGCAAUCUUCUGCGGCGGCUGCGAUUGCGCCUUUCCCGUAAUAGCGUUGAGAAUGCCUUGAUU
This is a messenger RNA of Hypoxylon trugodes, 1715 nucleotides long. RefSeq lists its product as uncharacterized. The transcript has a single exon. The record is from RefSeq and is a predicted model, not a curated record. The coding region runs from base 139 to 1326 and encodes 395 amino acids. Lineage: Eukaryota; Fungi; Ascomycota; Sordariomycetes; Xylariales; Hypoxylaceae.